Messenger RNA from Penicillium paradoxum, 2100 nucleotides. Its product is annotated as Zn(II)2Cys6 transcription factor. Gene Ontology annotation, biological process: positive regulation of transcription by RNA polymerase II. NCBI's taxonomy places the organism in Eukaryota, Fungi, Ascomycota, Eurotiomycetes, Eurotiales, Aspergillaceae. Gene Ontology annotation, molecular function: DNA-binding transcription factor activity, RNA polymerase II-specific; zinc ion binding; transcription cis-regulatory region binding. The record is from RefSeq and is a predicted model, not a curated record. The coding region runs from base 1 to 2100 and encodes 699 amino acids. Gene Ontology annotation, cellular component: nucleus. The transcript is spliced from 3 exons.
AUGACGCAUUCAUAUCAGGCCCAAACGGCCCAGGCCCCGACGGCCCUAUCGGGCUUCCUCGACUCAAUGCAGGAAUCAAGUACAUCAGCAUACUCGCUGUUUGGUCCGACACAAUAUCCCGAGAGUGUCGCGUACUGGCACGAUCCCUCCGCGACACCGACGAUGAUAGUGCCCCCUGCAUACACCCCCGCCCAGAAACAAGCUGCCUUGCUCCAACCUCUCGACCAGAAGAAACAUAAGCGCACAAGGAGCGGUUGCUUCACCUGUCGUUCGCGCCGGAUCAAAUGUGACGAGGGUCGACCGAUCUGUGAACGAUGUAGGAAGGGAAAUCGUGAUUGCGUCUAUCCGACUCUGUCAUCUUCGGCGUCGUCCAAGGCUGGCGCACGAGCUACAGCCAAAUCGCGCGCUGGUCGCCCGCAGUCGCAUAGUAGCGAGUCAUCGGUCAAAGCAGAAUCUGAUGCUGUCAGCCCCUUGCAGCCCAUCAUCGACGAGGAGGAACCCGAUAGUGCGGUAUCCGACUCGCGACCGUCGCCAAGAAGCACUACAGCCACACCACAACCAGACUUGCGUAAAAGCCAGAGCACGCAAUCCCUACGCAAGCAGAAGGGGAGGCAAACGUCUGAUGCCAGCUCGUUUGUCAAAGACCACAGUAGUUCGCCUUCGACGGAGUCGUCGCGCUAUGAGUCGAUGAGCGUGCGUUCGGGCAGCAUUGGACAUUCCACGGCUGAAUUGCUCAACAAUGCGCGUCUAUCGGAUGAUUUGCGAUUUUAUCUCAAUUUUCAUCAGGAUUUCAUGGCUCCUCCGCAUUUCUUCUUGAGACAGUCUUCCUCGUUUUUCGUCCACUACAGUCUUCUUGAGCUUGCAUUGCAGUAUGAGCCCCUGCUCUAUGCCUUGGUGGGCUUCUCCGCCUAUCAUCAUUCUUUGCACAGUCCUGGAGGAAAGCUCUAUAACUUCUUGAAAUAUUAUAAUAAAGCAUUGGUUCUCCUCCGGAAAUCCUUGGGUUCGAAAGAGGAGCACAGUGAGGCUACACUGUGUACCGUCCUUGUUCUGACGACGUUUGAGGAAUACAUCGGCGACUGGAUGAACUUGAUCGAUCACCAUCAAGCGGCACAUGCAUUGAUGCGAGAGCUGAUUACACCCGAAUCCGCCAACUUGAACGAGCUACAUACCAAUAUUUUCUCAUGGUACUCGCGCUUCGAUGUAGUCGUGGGGAUUCUAGCCGGUACCGAGACGGUUCUCGGUCGAGACUGGUAUAUUGCAAAGGAACAGUACGAUGCCGAGCAAGCCUCCAUAUACCCCGAUGACCCAAGCAAACAACUCCUCCUUGUUGCAUCGAUCAACCGACGCUUUGGCCUGGACAUGGCUUCCCUCUAUGCGAAGCUGUCCCGCGGGAUGAUCUCUAUUGAAGACUUCGCCGUUCAAAACGAGCAGCUGGGCCAGUGGAUAGAGCAAACGAAGGCGAUUCUCAGGAUGUUCGAUGAUUACGAAUAUAAAGUGCAGGAAUACCCAAACAAACAGCCUUUGACCGAGGAUGAUGUGGCGGAUCCAUAUGUGCCAGGUGGCCUACAUCGAGCCGCCUUGUGGGACUUCAAUUAUGCUUGGAUUGACAUUCUCGCUACCGAGACAAUGUACAAAUUCCAGACCAUGCAAGUUCUGCAGAAGCCUUUGCUUCAAGAUUUGCAAGCCCUGGCCGAGGAGCAGUGCCGUUUGAUCGAGACAAUGACUCGCUGGCCUCACAAGGAAACUGGAUAUCUCAUCAUGUUCAAAAACAGCAUGAGCAUGGUUAGCAUGUUCCUUCCUAAGGAUCACAAAUAUCAGAUGUGGGCUCGACGCAAGUUUACGUUGAUGGAACAACAUGGAUAUAUGACUCCGCCUCGAUUCCGUCAAGCUCUUGCUGCCAUCUGGCAACUUCCAGAGGUUAAUCAUUGGUGGCUCCCUCAUGAUGAAGGAUAUACCAGCAUCAUUCGCGAGAUUCGUUCCUUGACUGAAGAGCGCUCGUCUCAGCAGCGUGAUGAGAUGCGCGAGCAUGUUCGCGAUAUGAAAUCUCUGUUCGGGAGGUUGAAUUUGGAUGAAUCCGAUGAUAAUCAAAGCCCUUCAUAG